Culex pipiens pallens (northern house mosquito) is the source of this 1335-nucleotide messenger RNA. Its product is annotated as glutamyl-tRNA(Gln) amidotransferase subunit C-3, mitochondrial-like. Gene Ontology annotation, cellular component: mitochondrion; glutamyl-tRNA(Gln) amidotransferase complex. The transcript has a single exon. Gene Ontology annotation, biological process: regulation of translational fidelity; glutaminyl-tRNAGln biosynthesis via transamidation; mitochondrial translation. NCBI's taxonomy places the organism in Eukaryota, Metazoa, Arthropoda, Insecta, Diptera, Culicidae. The record is from RefSeq and is a predicted model, not a curated record. Bases 811 to 1335 code for a protein of 174 amino acids. Gene Ontology annotation, molecular function: glutaminyl-tRNA synthase (glutamine-hydrolyzing) activity.
AGUAAAUUUUCAAAAGGUCCUAUGUGCAAAAUCCUCAUUCUGAGAAAUUUCAUGUUGAAGUUUUGUGUGAGAUUUUUAAAUCCUAUUUAAACACGUUUGAGUAUUUUUGAAUUCUAAAAACGUCAAAGUGGACCUAGAUCGAUGCUUUUUAUGUGCACUUAACGGGAAUUAUCAAAAGUCUAGUUUAAACUGAUUUCUAAAGCAAUUUGUUUCAUACGACCUGUGAGUGCACAUAGGACACGAUUCAUAGGACAAAUUUUACACAUAGGACUUAGCACAUUGGACCUAAUUCGUGUAACAUUGCACAUAAGACUUUUCCAAAUUAAAUUCAAAUCCUGAUUAAAAUAAAACAACUUUUUUAUUAUAAUUAUGUUUACCCCACCCUCGCGCAACGUGUUGUCAUCAGCUGAUCGAGAGUAUGAAAUGUUUCAAUGCUUCCAGAGCGGGAGAGAGAAACCGUUAUGAGAAUAUGUUGACCAAUCAGCGCUUCCGUCGGCAUCUGUCAGAUAGGUGCUGGAAAAUCGACCUAUCCGACAAUGUAAAUAAUAUUUUGCAGAGUACGCAUAGAACUUGUGAUGUUUUGACAAUUUUCGGUUGGUUUUUUGCUUUUUUCGCGUUUUUUAGUGUUUUUAUUCUUGUCAGGUAAGUUUUUUUUCGAGUUUACAGUACGGUGACAGCUCGUAAUUUGUUCGUUUCUUCGCGUUUAAUUUUUAUUACAGACGAUGACGACUGCUGAAUCUCCUCUCGCAAACAAACGCACAUUCAGCUUAUCAAUCCCGUGUUCCUUCGUAGUUCGGCCCCUCGUGUGACAUGAUUGGAAUUCCGUUCCAUCUACGACCACCCCCGGGACGCACCCUCCACUCGCUGGUCCUCGCAAAGGUCCUCGCCUCAACGAAGCCGGCCGAUUUAUCCGGGACGCAGGACAAGAGCACCCGGCAAAAGAUCAAUUUCCACGAGCUUAAACAUCCGAGCAAGGUUCCCCAGCGUCCAAACAAAUCUACGAUUGACGGCCAGUCGACACCAACCCGCAUCCCGGUGGACGCCCAAACGGUGCAGCUGCUGGAGCGGUUAAGCCUGGUGGAUCUGGACAGCGCCGAGGCCCACCGGACGCUCGAGGACGCGUUCGAGUUUGUGUCGCAGAUUCUGUCCGUGGACACCGACGGCGUAGAACCGCUGAACACGGUACUGGAGCGCGAGCGGUUGACGCUGCGCGAGGACCGCGUGUCCGACGGGAAAAUCCAGCAGGAUGUGAUGAGGAAUGCAUGCGUUACCGAGGAGGAGAACUUUGUGGCGCCACCGGGAAAUAUUCCGCUCGAGCAGGAACCAAGGAAGUGA